AUGGCCACCGCCGCGCCGCAUCCACAGGACGACAGCGACGACGACGAUAUAGAACUAGACCCUAUGAGAGUCCUUCUGCCUGCCGAAGAAUCCGAAGAACGAGAAACCCCAUCGGCGCCGCGAGAUGGAGACUCCAAUCUAGAAAUCGAGCAGCAUUACCUCCAUUCGAUCAAGUCAACCGUGAAAAUCCGCCAGCUCCCAUCGGAAGGCCUCUCCUUCAAGCUAUGGCCCGCAGCCACCACUCUCGUCAACCUCCUCGACCGCCACGUAGUCGAUCCCACAACCAGCCCGCUCUUGUCCACCCUCACCGCCGCCCGAGCAGGCCGCUGCCGCGGGAAGCUCAAAAUCCUGGAGAUUGGCUCGGGGACCGGCCUCGUCGGGAUAGCUGCUGCGGCCGUGCUGGGCGCUGACGUCACGGUCACCGACCUCCCCCAUGUGGCGCCUAACCUUCAAUUCAACGCGGAGCUCAACGCCGACGUGGUGCGCUGCGGAGGAGGGGCGGUCGACGUGGCUCCGCUGAGUUGGGGAGAGGAGGAUGACGUGGAAACCGUCGCGGGGCGGGGAUUUGACCUGGUGGUAGCGUCCGACGUCGUUUACCAUGAUCAUCUGUACGAUCCACUGCUCAAAACGCUGCGUUGGUUGCUGCUGGGAGGAACAGAGCCGGCAGGGGAUAGGAAGCCGGCGUUUGUGAUGGCGCAUUUGAGGAGGUGGAAGAAGGACUCCGCGUUCUUCAAGAGGGCCAGGAAGUCGUUUGAUGUGGAAGCGAUUUACGUGGACAGCCCGAGUGAAGGGCGCAGAAUCGGCGUCACCGUAUACCGUUUACGGCCAAGGGACUGA
Messenger RNA from Linum tenue, 837 nucleotides. NCBI's taxonomy places the organism in Eukaryota, Viridiplantae, Streptophyta, Magnoliopsida, Malpighiales, Linaceae. The record is from the annotation of a GenBank genome assembly.